AUGCGUCUCACGGUUGAAUUGAUCCAGAACUCCCUUUCAUAUCUCAAUCCUCUCAAAGAGCGCGAGCUAGAUCUUCGAGAGAACUUCGGCGCGGCAAAGGACCACGAUGCAAUCGAUUUCACGGACAACAGUAUAUCUUCGAUAUCUAACUUUCCCUUCUCGCCUCGAUUACGAUCUCUCCUUCUCGCCCGCAAUCGCGUUUCGCAUAUUCAACCAACCCUAGCGACCUCACUUCCAAACCUGACAACCCUAGUCCUUACAGCAAACAAUUUUGCCGAACUAGCGGACCUAGAGCCGCUCAAGACGUUUCCCAGAUUAACGCAUUUGAGUCUACUAGAAAACCCAGUGACCAGGAAAGAGCAUUACCGAUACUGGAUCAUAUGGCUUGCUCCAACGAUACGCUUUCUAGACUACCAAAAAGUAAAAGAUGUCGAACGUGAAAAGGCAAAGGAACUUUUCGGGCCAUCGACGAAACAGCCCACAGCCCUAGCAUCGAAGAUACUAGGCAUAAAGUCCCGCGCGUUCGAUGUCUCUGCAGCUCUGGGUGCAGCAUCAUCUACUUCCUCGCCGGGAGGUGCGGGAAGCGAAAAACCGUUACGAGUCAAGCUGACGCCUGAGGAAAGGAAACGAGUCGAGAAGAUGAUACGAGAAGCCAAGAGUCUGCAGGAGAUCACCAGGUUGGAGAAAGAGCUGAAUGAAGGACGGAUACCUCGUGGUGCUGCUGAUACAGAUGGUGAUAAGGAUGUUGAGAUGACCUAA
Trichophyton rubrum CBS 118892 is the source of this 759-nucleotide messenger RNA. Its product is annotated as U2 small nuclear ribonucleoprotein A'. Gene Ontology annotation, biological process: mRNA splicing, via spliceosome. The record is from RefSeq and is a predicted model, not a curated record. Gene Ontology annotation, cellular component: U2 snRNP. The transcript has 4 exons. Lineage: Eukaryota; Fungi; Ascomycota; Eurotiomycetes; Onygenales; Arthrodermataceae. Gene Ontology annotation, molecular function: U2 snRNA binding; protein binding. The coding region runs from base 1 to 759 and encodes 252 amino acids.